This is a messenger RNA of Fundulus heteroclitus (mummichog), 7007 nucleotides long. Its product is annotated as general transcription factor 3C polypeptide 1. Gene Ontology annotation, biological process: transcription initiation at RNA polymerase III promoter; 5S class rRNA transcription by RNA polymerase III. Lineage: Eukaryota; Metazoa; Chordata; Actinopteri; Cyprinodontiformes; Fundulidae. The transcript has 40 exons. Gene Ontology annotation, molecular function: DNA binding. The record is from RefSeq and is a predicted model, not a curated record. Gene Ontology annotation, cellular component: transcription factor TFIIIC complex. Bases 201 to 6794 code for a protein of 2197 amino acids.
GAAGUAGUGGUAAACGACGAAGAAGAAGCUUAGUUUUAGUUUAGCAGUUUCAGGCGAUAUGUCGUGGGGAAAAAAAAUAAUUUUCGUAAUCACUAAGUAGUAUAUCUGAGAGGAACUGAAGCGAACCGUUUGUCUUAAACGACUCGGCCCUGGCGAUCAACUGGCGUGCUAGCUCGUAGCAUGCAGCGUUAGCUCGGGCUAUGGAUGCGCUCAGCAUCGUUGUGGACGAAGUGGCUUUGGAGGGACUGGACGGAAUAACCAUCCCUUCUCUUUGGAUUCGCCUGCAGGACAGGAAACCGGAGUUUCCCCUGAAGCUCGACGACUACACCAAGGGGUUCAUAUGGAGGUCGCUGGCCAGCAACGUCGACCUGAGCUUCUACCAGCUGCCCGUGGAGCGAGAAGACGUGGAGCUGUUCGACAGAUAUAAGGAGAUCGACCUAGACAUGGGCUGUGAAGCUGUACAGACACUGACCUGUGACAGAAAAGAUGUUUAUUCUGUUCAUAUCGUUCCGGAGAACAAGCACGGGAUACAAGGCUCGUGUCUCUACUUCAAAGAGAGGAAGAACGUCACGAAGCAAGUCCGCUCGCAGUCGCUCACCCCGCUGGUUGACAUUCAGGAAGCUCUGGAAAAAUAUGGACGGACCCUUGUGGUGGUGGCUUCUCAGUCUCUGCGAUUUCGGACGCUGAUCGGAAGCGAGAACGACCCCGAGUUGAAACUCAGCAACGAAUCUUACUGUGUGCUUGAGAGAGUCGGCCGUGGACGUUGGCAAGGAGAAAUACAAAGUGACCUGCAUGGAGGCCUUUUCAAGGCUGACGGUCGGAGGAUGCACUACUUGAGGAAGUCUCUUGUCAAGCAUGAACUGAUCACCAUGCAGUCCUACGUCAGACGACUGAAGACAGGAUACCAGCAGCAUUCCAUCCUCCUCCUGCUGAAACGCUUCCAUUUUAACAGGCGGAACAAGUACGACAUACUGAUGGAGCAGGUGUCCAACUUUCUCCUACAGUUUCCUGAUCAGUUCACCACCGUGCAUAAUCUCAAAGAACACAUUAAUCUGAACGACAACUCGUUAAAGCGUGCGUUCAGAACCUUCAAAGAAGCCAAGCUGGUCCAGUUCAUAAACUACCCUUUAGAAGACUUGGAUCCCACCGCUGGACCUUGCACCAAUAAAAACGGCAGUAAAGUGCUUGUGCGCUGUGUAAAACUCCUGAAGCCGUAUAAAACAAGAGAGCUCGACGAUGAUGACGACGACGAUGAUGACGAUGAUAACACCGAAGGAGGAGGAAGAGACCUCCUGUCAGAGGGACGAGUCAUGGAGCGGGACCUCCUGUCGCAGGCGUACCACAUGAUAUUGUCUGCUGGCACAAAGGGAAUCUCUCAGCGGAGUCUCAGAUUAAAGAUGAACGUUGGGCGGCUGGAAUCUCGUAUAAUCUGCCGGAAGCUGCACAGGGACGGCAUGAUCAAGAGUUUUAUGGAGGACGAGGGUCGGCAGAGGACCUCCAAAUAUAUCAGCCACAGGUGCACGAGUAACAACGAUCAACUCCAGCUGUUUGCUAAAGAGCAGGAAAGAAACAAGCUGCUGUACUCCUCAGCGACACACACGUUAGACCCAGAACCCGCCUCCCCUAAAACGCCGCCGACCUCAAAAGGGCCCGGAAACAAAAGCGGCAAAACCGUCGCAGCCAAGAAAGGUAAGAGAGCAGACAGCAGGCGAAACAGAGAUGCGGAGGAGGGGCAGCAGGUUGCCAACGAUCCCACAGGAGACGUGGAGGAUGAAAAGCUGGAAGGAAACGCCGAUGAGGCAAAUGACAAAUGUGGAACAAAGAGGACAGCGGAGGAAGACGAUGUGAAAGCACAGCAGACAGAACCGGACCUUUCCAUCGCACAAUCUACUGAAGCUGAGCGUGAGAGCCCGGCCUGCAGUGGAUCUAUUAACGCUCCAACGCCUGCGUCUGUGUCCGUUCCUACUGCAGAAGUUCCAGUGGAGGAAGAGAAACAAUCCAACUCAACUCCUGCCAGCUCUUUGUCUCAGACUGAGGCUGUGCAUUCAUCCGAUAACCCAGCAAACACCAAGAUUGUUGAGGUUGAUAACCUUUUCCAGUCGCAGAGGUCCCAUGAGACGUACCGCCUGUUGAAGAGGAAGAACCUGAUUGUCGAAGCCAUUCGUAACUUCAAGAUUAUAGAGGGUCCCUUUCCGCUGCAGAAAAUCAUCAAUGAAGCAGAAAAGCAGGAUGGCGUCAGUUCCAAGUGUUGCAAGAAGACUGUUUUACGGCUGGUCCACAGUCUGUCCAAACAAGGAUUACUGAAGCUUUACACCACCACUGUUAUACAGGAUGGGAUCACCAAGAAGGUGGACAUAAUUACUCAUCCAUCCAUUCAACCUAGUGAUCAGAGAAUCAUUCAUCUCAUCGAGCAGGUUCGGUUCAAAAUCUCAAGCUCGUACGCAGCUGGACGUCUCCAGAUUGCAGGAGAAAACUCAGGAAAUCGGCUCAAUUCUGGAGAUCCAGCCACAUCUGAAGGACAGCGGAGCAAAUCUUCACAGAAGAGGUUCAGUGAAGAAGACGCCAACUUUAAGCCAACAACAGUUCCAGGACUGGGCAAAACGUUUGGCUACCAGCCCAAGAUGAUCCGUAUGCGUGCCAUUCACAGUUUUCUCUGGUACCUCAUAUAUGGCCACCCACUGCGGGAGAUCCCCCCAGAGCCGGUCUCUGCCAACCAGACGCCCGCAGAACCAGUCGGCUCUGAUCCUGACGCCAAGCUCCCAGAAUCCCAAGCCAAACAGGACGAGGGGGAAAACAAAACCUCUAAUUUGUCUCUAAUAGACGAGGGAUCAGGGGAUGAGGACGGGCCGCAGAGUGAUCCGUCUGACUUCAAAGUGUAUGCUGACGAAGAUUCAUGGAGGAGAUUUGUCCCUCCCAUUCCAGUGCACAAAGGCUUUACCAGCGGCUGGGCAAUGGUUCGCAAUCUUGUCCUUUGCUUGCCUCUUUCCAUUUUCGUGCAGAUCAUACAGAUCAAUUACAAGGUGGAUGAUCUGGAGGAUUAUCUCAGCGACCCUGUGAAGCAGCACUAUCUUGUGAGAUUGCUGCCUCCAAGAAUGAAAAGACAGCUUCUUUAUAAAAGGAAAUACAUCUACAACUUUUAUGAGAACCUGCAGAAGUUGACCUACAUGGGCUUAUUGCAGUUUGGCGUUGUUGAGAGGUUCAAAGACAAAGACCAGGUGUUUAUUUAUCUGAAACGCAACGCCUCCAUAGUCGACACAACCAGCUCUGAGCCUCACUACUGGCUGGUCCAGGAGCCACCUGACAAGCCUUUUGAGAGGCGCCAUUACACAUUCAACACCGCUGAGGAUGUGGAGAGCUUCUGGUUCGACUUGAUGUGUGUCUGCCUCAAUACACCACUGGGGGUGAUUCGUAACAAGAGAAGCGGCACGGUUGAUGAAUCGACUUCUCCUUUUGUGCACAAACACACCGUAAUCGUUGGAAUGGGUUACCUGCUGAAAGGCAGCUAUGAAGUGUGUGACGACGGCUCCAUACCUGGAGAUGGUAGAGGAGCAGGAGGUCUGGACUCUGAACUCUUCAGUCAUCUUAAACGCAACUGGUUUUGGACAAGUCACCUUCUCAUCUCUAAGAGGCCAAGCAGUCAAAAGGCACCAGAUGCCAAACUGCGACUGAAGAGCCUGCUGAGUAAAACCUCCCUCAGGAUGGCUCUUGAAGCUGGAAACUCCCUCAGACCCGCUUAUUUGACCAACAAGCAGCUUGUGAUCCCAGAAAACAUUGAGAUGGGGAUAGAGCCGGCCUCCAGAAACGACGAGGUGGUUGGAGGGAAAGGUCAGAAGAGGAAGAGAAAGAAAAAAGAAGUGGUUAAGGCGCCACGGAAUAAGAAAAAAGAACCCAGAAAACGCAGUCAAGCGCACGACGCAAAAGACCACCAGGCUCUGAAGCGGAUGACCAGACGGAGAGUCUACUGGUCCGUGCAGGAGGACUCUGUUUUGAUGCUCUGCUCGGUGGCAUUGCACCUGCUCAACAGCAAGCUAAUCAGGCCGUUCGUGCCCCACUGUGUCGUAAGAGACCUUCUCCAUGCAGAGUUCGAGAAGUCGAAAGAUAAGACGUCCCUCUCUGUUGGGCGUCGCUCGAGCGUCAUCCUCAGAAAUCGUCAAACGCUUCUGAACCACCGGAUCUGUUUGGCUGAGGUGCACCAGGACAAAGAACUGAUGAGCCUGUUGGAGGAGAAGAAACCCGCUAACCCUGAUCAAGCAGAGGACUGUGCCAAAGCCUUCUCGGAGUACGUGCGUCUGCUCAGACAGAAGUUCAGCACCGUUAUGUGUGUCGGCGACCUGGUCAUACCCGACGCCCAGGAGCAGAUCUUCACACGGUUUAAAGUUUCCGCAAUAGACGACGGAAAACAUGUCCCGUCCAAAGACAGCAUCAGCUGCAAAGAUGACAUUCAUGCCAUCGUCUUGCACAAUUUGAUCCAGAGCUCUCUGGCUAUGACAAAUGGACAGAUGAAGACUGCCAGAUCAUUUCAGACCUUCCGCACUUACACAAAGUACAACCAGGAGCUGCUCUGUCGAGUGUUCAUCCAAUCCAGGAAGAGGCGUCUGUUCAAUCGCCGCCGCAUCACACAGUCGCUUGAGCCGAAGAAGAACCGAGGCCUGCCCAUCCUGCCCAUGUCCUUCCAGUUGUCCCAGACCUACUACAGGAUUUUCUCAUGGCGCUUUCCUCAUUCCCUCUGCACCGACUCCUUCUCCUUCUUAAGGACUUUAAUUACCAACGGCUCAGGGGACGACAGGCCGGCCACUACCUUCUACCACGAGCCUGAAAUCAGGUCCCUGACCGGCAAGGAGGCGUGCGACGGAAAACCAGCGAGAAAAGGAAAGCACGGCUGUGGCAGCGAGACUCUGGAGGAAAUGGCCGGAGCAGAAGCCGCGGACGCAGCAGACGACAACCAAAGUACGGUGCAGGGAGAAGAGAAAUCAGUGGAGAUUGAGAACGCCGCGGAGAAGAUCGCACCAGAUAAAGAGGAGAAGCUAGAACGUUCUGGUCAGUCUGGAGCUGAGGACGGUUCCUCAAGCAGAGAGCAGACAGACGUUGGUCUCCCUGAAGAGCCGGCGGAGGCUGCGGCUGCUCCAGACACAGCAGCCGGAGAUCCAACGGAGGAUCCAGAUCCGUCAGACAUGCUGCCGUUCUCCCUGAGUUCUCCAGGCGGCGCUUGCGUGGUCUCCCUCAGCUUGAUGACUGUGGGACUGCUGAGCGUUCAUUUGUCCAUCCCCAAGCAAAUUGUAGUGGUGGACAGCAGCCUGGUGGACAAUGAUGUGGUCAAGAGUAUGGCUACUUUGGAAGAAGAUGACGAGGAGGAGGAUGAUGAUGAAGGGGAUGAGGGGAGAAAGAAGCUUCAAGUGACUGCACACCAAGCAUCACACACCAACUACUUACUGAUGCGAGGAUACUGCUCUCCAGGGAUCGUGAAGUUGCGUAAUCUCAACCCCAACGAUAGCAUCGUGGUGGAGUCGUGCAUCAUGAAGCUGAGACUGCGCGACACCCCAGCUCACCAUUGCUUCACUGAUCAGAAUACUCCGCCGUUUGACUUGACUAAAUACGGUCCCUCGCUGCUGCCCCCUAUCCUCACCCGCAACGUCCUCUCGCCAUCCUCCUCUCCACCCAGUGUGGAGGAGUGCAACAGGCGCUUCAUUCAGGACAGAGGAUACACCGCGCAGGACAUUGAAGCAUGCGCUGAGCUCAGGAGGAGUUUAGAUGAAGCCGAGGAAAAGGGUUUGGAUGAACGUGACCUCCACAUCUCCCAUAUCCACCUGCAAGAGCCGCGGUCUGGACGCACGAGGAGCCUCCAGCAAUACCUGAAGGACCUACAGGAAGAAGGUCAGGUGGUGCGAGUCGGGGGUUUCGGUGUCCGCUGGGUCCUCAUGGAGCAUGCCGAGCCGUGGCUCCUGACUGUAAACUGCAAGCAGGCGUCUCGGUCUCAGCUGAGAACCAACAAGGGUCCCCUUCUGAGAAGUCUUCACAACCUUCCCUUCGCAGUCAAGAGGUGCAGCAGGGUAUUGCAGCAGGUGGCGGAGGAACCACCUGAAAAAAAACCUGCCGUAGACGAAGAAAAGGAAACGGACGGAGGGGCCGUGGAUGGAUCAUCCGCCGCUGGGACCGAGGAUCAGGAUGAAGCCGAACAGCAGAAAGAGCCGGCAGGUGAUGAAGGUGGAGAUAACCUGCCGGGUUUGGAAGAGGAGGGACAAGUGCAGACCCAGCCUGAUGAAGAAGGAGAGCAACACGAUGGACAAGAGAAGAUAGAAACUGAGCAAGGAAGCAGCAGACCAAAAAGGACCAGAAAAUGCAGGCUACCUGGUGAUAAAGAUGAAGUGUGCGCUCUGCCAUCAGGAUCUGAUGAAACAGAGGAGAACUUGAGUUUCAUCAGCAGGCCGUGGCGCUUCAUCGAUGGAAAGGUGAACCGGCCGGUGUGUAAGGGAAUCCUGGAGGCCGUUCUCUACCACAUCAUGUCUCGGCCGGGGCUCACGCAGCAGGCGCUCCUGGUACAUUACAAAGACAUCCUGCAGCCGGUGGCAGUGCUGGAUAUUGUGCAGGCACUGAUAGAUCUGGGUUGCGUAACAAAGCGAACUCUGGUCAAAGAUCCUAAGCCUUCACUGUUCAGCCGCCCUGCAGCGACGAACAGGGAGACGGCCGCGGUGACGGAGGAACCAGACGCGGUGUUUUACGAGCCCACCGUCAGCUGCUGCCUGCGGCUCUGCCGGCUUCUGCCCAACGAGCGACACUGGAACGACAGCUUCACGUGACGCUGUUGCUCUUCUGCCGCUCACAUGCCUCCCUCCGCCUGCUGCUGUGCCGCGUAAAAAGCUGUAAAACUCAUUUCUGUGAAUAUUUUUUUUCUCACAUAAACAUGGUGUUAAAAGUCAAGUGUUCUGUUUUACUGUUUAGAUGCAACAAGGUUCUCUCUUACUGCUUUUUCUUCGUGUUUAAAUUUCCCAAUAAAAACUUUUUUUUCUACC